This is a messenger RNA of Rhincodon typus (whale shark), 11170 nucleotides long. RefSeq lists its product as uncharacterized. Gene Ontology annotation, molecular function: G protein-coupled receptor activity. NCBI's taxonomy places the organism in Eukaryota, Metazoa, Chordata, Chondrichthyes, Orectolobiformes, Rhincodontidae. The coding region runs from base 5651 to 6790 and encodes 379 amino acids. Gene Ontology annotation, biological process: G protein-coupled receptor signaling pathway. Gene Ontology annotation, cellular component: membrane. The record is from RefSeq and is a predicted model, not a curated record. The transcript is spliced from 2 exons.
CUGAGCUUGGAUGGCACCUGAAGAUCGGCGACUUCAUUGUUGGUUGGGUCCACCGCUGGCAGCAGUGAAGCGAUGUUGGAAGGGCAUCACAGCAACAUUGAUGAGGUGGGCCCAGUGGUGAGAAAUGAGACUUUGACAUUAGUUUGUCUGGCACAGGCAGCAGUGAGGGGAUGGCAGAGGAGUAUCAGCCCAGCUGCAAAGAUGGUACCCAAGGAUCAAUGUUGGUUGGGUCCAGUGUAGAUGGCAGCGAAGAAAUGGCAGGGCAGGUGUCGUUGGUGGUGAUGAGCUGGCUCAGGACUGAUAGACUCACUUCAAGCUAUGUCUAUUUUUUCCAUAUUCCUAAACUAUUCAAAACGGUGCUAUUUUGUGGCAGCAAAUGAAAGCUUUUCACUGUGUAUUAUUGUAUUCUUACUGUAAAAUACAUGUGACAAUAACAUCAAAAUCAAAUCAAGGUACUGAUGUGUAUAGAAGAUUUUCUGACUGGCUGAAGGCAGAGAGUGGGGAUAAAUGGGUUUUAUUUUCAGGAUGGCAGCCAGUGACUCAUGGAGUUCUUUAGGGAUCAGUGUUGGAAUCACAACUAAGCACAUUAUACAUUUACAAUAUGGACGAAGGAACUGAGGACCUUGUUGCUAAGUUUGCAGAUGACACAAAGAUAGUCAUAGAGUCAUGGAGCUGGAAACAGACCCUUCAGUCCAUGCCAACCAGAUACCCUAAAUAAAUCUAGUCCCAUUUGCCAGCUUUUAGCCCAUAUCCCUCUAACCCUUCCCACCUAGAUGCCUUUUAAAUGUUGUAACUGUACCAGCCCCCACCACUUCCUCUGGCAGCUCAUUCCAUACAUACACAACCUUCUGCGUGAAAAAGUUGCCCCUUAGGUCCCUUUUAAAUCUUUCCCUUACCACCUUAAACCUAUGUCCACUAGUUUUGGACUCCCCCACACCAGGGAAAAGUCAUUGGUUAUUCAUCCUAUCCAUGCCCCGCAUGAUUUAUAAACCUCUAUAAAGGUCACCCCUCAGCCUCUGACACUCCAGGGAAAAUAGCCCCAGUCUUUUUAGCCUCUCCCUAUAGCUCAAACCCUCCAACCGUGGCAACAUUCUUGUAAAUCUUUUCUAAACUUUUUUGAGUUCACAACAUCACUCCUACAGCAGGGAGACCAGAAUUUUACGCAGUAUUCCAAGUGGUCUAACCAAUGUUCUGUACAGCUGCAACAUCAUCUCCCAAUUCAUAUACUCAAUGCACUGACCAAUAAAGGCAAGAAUACCAAAUGCCUUCUUCACUAUCAUGUCUAUCUGUGAAUCCACUUUCAAGGAACAAUGAACCUGCACUUCAAGGUCUCUUUGUUCAACAACACUCCCCAGGGCCUUACCAUUAAGUAUAGGAAAAGGAAGACAGGAGCAAGCAGGGAAAAUCUCUGAACACAUAUCUGAUUCCAGAUCUGCUGGAAAACUAAUGUCCAGGCUUUCAUGGUUUGAACUGAGCAUUAGUUUGAAUUUUGUGAGCAGUAACCUAAAAGAUCUCAGCAGUGUAUGGUCCUAUACUGCCACCUGCUGUCUGCACUUGGGUGUAAAGUUUAUUCCCAAAUUAAUUCAAAUACACUUUCAGAGUCGUGGAGUCAUAGAGCACAGAAACAGAUCCUUUGGUCCAACUCAUUGUGCCGAUCAGACAUCUUAAUUUGACCUGGUCCUAUUUGCAGCAUUUGGCUCAUAUCCCUCUAAACCCUUCCUAUUCACAUACUUAUCCAGAUGCCUUUUCAAACAUUGUAAUUUAUUUGAAAUAAAUUGCCUCUUGCAUAAUGCAAAUACAACUGAACAUAUAACUUUACUACCUCACUGUGUUCCAACUGGGAUAAUUCCCAGAAUGCACCUGAAAAUGCUGUUCCCAGCAUCUACAUAAACAUCGUUGAGGAUGAGAAGUUGCUCAGUGCAGAAACUGAAUUGUUAAAGACAAUUGGAAUGGACUUUCGGGAGAACUCAGUGGAAAUUGAGGACCUGAAAGGAAGUCAGGGAAGUGAAACCAGGUGAGGAAACAGACAAGCUGUGACUUGAUGAUAUGGGCAACACUGGAGGAGCUUGAACAGGGCAGAUGCCAGAGAAUAUAACCAGACAGUUUGGUUUCAGUAAGAGGUAAGAAAUUGCCACCUAUUGUCAACUUUCAGCCAAAGCUUUUGUAUAUGGGCCUGAAAGGGUUAAUGCUGAAAGAUGCCAUAAAUAUCACCCACCAUAAUGAUGUCAUAUGGACUUGUUGGCAGAACAGUUUCAAAUCUCGAAGGAGUGACAGCUAAUAUCUGGGACUUCCUCAAAGAUUCAGUAAUAUCAACAUAAUUUGUAACCCCCCUCUAAGCUGUGUGCCAUCGACUGGCAUAACUGCUGCUGCACAGAGGGAACAUUUAAGAUAUUUAAGUUACUUUAACUUCAGGCAGGCUGAAAAGCAUAAAGUUAAAAAAUGACUUACAGCUCAGAUCCAGCAUUGCCAGCUUAGUAGGCGGGCACCAUGAGCCACAGCUACAAAAACAGAGGUUCCAAACACAGACCCACACCAAUAAGACCACCAGUUUCUGAAACUUUAUCUGAUUCCACCCUUCUUUGCCCCAGUCCACCUGCAUCUGAAACCCACAUCUGUGCUCUUGUUACCUCCAGACCUGACUUUUCAAACAUAUCCUGGUGAAUAGAUCUGGCUGCAGUAAAAGUUUACAUCAAUCAAAACUCUUCUGCUUAUGUCACAACUCAAGCCUGGUUCAGCUCAUUCUGCUCCCUUAUGUUUCUAAAAAAGCAAUUCUUCAAUGUUAGAAUUUUGAUCAAUGAUUUCAAAUCCCUCCAUAGCCUUGCUGAACCCCUACAUUCCCCAUAACAGUUUGUGUCAAGGCAGUAAUCAGUAGCACUACAAAGGUGCUUGUUUUGAAAAGUUUUCUCUGGGUAUCCCAUUUAUUGUUUUUGCCAUUUAAAGUUUUUAUCAAAGUGUUUGCGCUUGUGCCUCAUGUUAUCAGGUUACUGUUUUGUCAAUUAAUGGAACUAAAGACCUGAUGUAAAGUCUUGAUGGGACUUAUCACUCUAUUUCUCUAACUUCCAGGAAUUGGGAUUGUGUUUGCUGUUAACUCGAUACGAAAACAUUUCAUACAAAAUGAAAACUGAAUGCAAAGCCCACUUUACCCAUCCAGUGAUUAUUAUGGACCCACGGCAGGAACCAUGGAAAUCCUGGCUUCAAUGUGUUGUGAUGAUCCACAAUAGAACACAUGGUAACACAUGACAGUGAAGGGAGAAUGAAUGAUCGGGAAAUCUACAGGUGUCAAUAAUUGGCUGAGUAAUCUAUUGUGAAGAGAUGGCUGUUGAUGCAGUGAUGAUAAUACUGCUUUGGUUGAGUGAUUGGAAAAGUGGAAGAUGGAAUUCAAUCUGGAGAAGUGCAAGGUUAUGCAUUUCCGAAAUGCAAACAAAGCAAGGAAAUACAUACAAACGGGAGAUUACUGACAGUGGAAGAGAUAGAAAGAUAUCUUGGAAUGCAUGUUCACAGAUUCCUGAAAGGUGGCAGGACAUUCCAAAAGAUGGUAAAGAAGACAUGUGGCACGCUUUCCUUCAUUAGGCAAAGGUACUGAAUACAGAAACAGGCACGUAAUACUGGAUAUAAGACCCACAUUAAGCUGGAGUUUUGGUUACAAAGCUCUGAUCAUCACAUUACAGAAGGGACAUAGUUGUUCUACAGAAAGUAUAGAGGUGAUUUACAAGAAUGUUGCCAGAGAUGAAGAUGUAACCAGUAGAAUUGACAAGGGGGAGCCAGUCGAUGUAGAAUCUUUGGACAAUGUCCUGUAUAAGAGAUGAAUGUGCAAGAUUAAAGCACAUGGGAUUGGGGAAAUGUAUCGCGAUGGGUAGGAAACUGGUUGGCAGAGAGGGAACAAAGAGUAGGAGUUAAUGGGUCCUUGUCAAAUUGGCAGGCAGUAACUAGUGGGGGGCUACAGGGAUCGGUGCUGGGACCCCAGCUAUUCACUAUAUAUAGUGAUGAUUUGGAUGAGGGAACAAAAUGUAACAUCUCCAAGUUUGCAGAUGAUACCAAGUUGGAUGGGAGGGUGAACUGUGACGAGGAUGCAGACAUCCUUCAGCAUGAUCUCGACUGGUUGGGUGAGUGGGCAAAUCAAUGGCAGAUGCAGUACAAUUUGGAUAAAUGUGAGGUUAUUCACUUUGGAAGCAAAAACAAGAAGGCAGAUUACUGCCUGAACGGCUGUAAAUUGAGAGAGGGCAGUGUGCAGCGGGACCUGGCUGUCCUUGUGCACCAGUUGCUGAAGGUAAGCAUGCAGGUACAGCAGGCGGUAAAGAAGGCAAAUGGUAUGUUGGCCUUCAUUGCGAGAGAUUUCGAGUACAGGAGCGAGGAUGUGUUGUUGCAGUUAUACAGGGCCUUGGUGAGAUCACACCUAGAAUAUUGUGUACAGUUUUGGUCUCCUUUUCUGAGGAAGGAUGCUCUUGCUCUCGGAGUGCAGCAAUGGUUUACCAGACUGAUUCCGGGGAUGGUCGGUCUGACGUGGGAGGAUAGAUUGACUAGGUUGGGAUUGUUUUCGCUAGAUUUCAGACAAAUGAGGGGGGAUCGCAUAGAGACUCAUAAAAUUCUAACAGGACUGGACAGGGUAGAUGCAGGGACAAUGUUCCCGAUGGUGGGUGUGUCCAGAACCAGGGGUCACAGUAUGACAAUUCAUGGUAGAUGAUUUAUGACAGAGAUGAGGAGAAAUUUCUUCACCCAAAGAGUGGUGAGCGUGUGGAAUUCAUUACCAAAGACGUAGCUGAUGCCAAAAUAUUGAAUGAGAGGCAACUAGGUAUAGCACUUGAGGUGAAUGGGAUCAAAGUUUAUGGAGAGAAAGCAGGUUAUUGAGUUGGACCAUCAGCCAUGAUUGUGAAGAAUUGCACAGCAGGGUCAAAGGGCCGAAUGGCCUUCUUUACCGCCUGCUGCACCUGCAUGUUUACCUUCAGCGAAUGGUGCACAAGGUUUUUUUUUAAAAAAAGCCUAACCCUACAGCUUCCGAACCGGAAAAAAUGAGGAGACGAGGUAAAAAUGAACAACGCAAGCAAGAGAGACCAAUGGAAAAAAGAAUAAACAAACAAAAAUCAGCUGGGGCGGGGACUGUGAGAUGUGUAGUUCAGGAACGUGAAAAUUAACCAAUUAAAGGUUCAUCCUACCACUGGUGUUAAGAUUUUUACGGAAAAUAGGAAUGUGUUUUUAGGGAGGGGGUAGGUUUCGGAAGAAAUUCGGAUUACUGUUUAUACAGCUACAACAUUUUAUCCGCUCAAAUUAGAUCACAUCUACAAUCGGGACCAGUAUUAUGUGGAAGGAAACUUUUCCCGGGAACAGAUCACUUCUUACAAACGGUUUGAACACACGAUUAUUCAAACCUUACCCCAUAACGUGCACAGUUUCUCCAUUUGCUUCCGAUCAACUCAAACAGCACGUGUUAAAUCCCAAUUUAGGUUAAAAAAAAUCCCACCCGCUAACUAGGAUGGUCUGUUUGUAACCAAUAAGGUCAUCAGCAUUUAAGGGUUAGGAGUGACCUAAAGAUGACUUUUUAAAAAUGUAUCAGACUGCAGGAAAAACUGGAAUAAAAGUCUUCCCCGUCCAAGGGGCUUUGGUUUAAGCGGCUGUAGUUUUGAAACCUACCCACGGACUGUCUCUUUACAACAGAAUGUUGGUGAAUCUCUCUCGGGCUGAGCUCUCAGCACAGAAUGGGAGUGUGAUAGAAGCCAAUCUGUCUGGUACUGGCCUAGCCAGCUCGGUGGGAGAGGCAGCAAGUGACACUGUGAAACGGUGUAUCAUUGCUGUUCUGUGUGGUCUGAUCAUUCUGGGUAACACGGCCGUGUUGCUGGUGAUCUCCUCGCCAGUUUCGGGCUGGUCCAACAACAGCCGCCUGGUUCUUAUUUCACUGACCGGUGCUGACGCUGCCCUCGCCCUGAUAGUCAUCCCGCUGAAUUUAUAUGGCAGUAGUGUACCCCAGCUCCGAAACCAGGCCGACUCCCCCUUCUGUCACAUUGUGGUCUUUCUAGACGCCAGCAUCCUAACUUCUUCCAUCUACUCCCUGGCAACAAUCAGCAUCGAGCGCUACAUCGCUGUGUUCUUCCCUCUCAAGUACAGCAUAUUGAUGACCAACUGCAGGAUCAAAGCUCUCAUUGCACUGGUCUGGCUUCUGCCACCCAUCCUCUCAUUUCCCUUAUCCAUCCCAAGUGGAAUUGUCAAAGUUUACUUCUCCAGAGCAUCUUUGAUCUGUAAUCUGGAUUUCUCCAGCAAUGUUACCUAUUCCCUCCUGCUGACAGCAUUCAUCUUCUUUCCCUGCUCACUCAUCAUGACCUUCGCCAAUUUCCGUCUCUGGUUUGUAGCCCGGAGUCAGAAGAAUCGCUUUAAGCUGUCGAAGGCGAAUAGGAGACACGACGCCGCCUCCAGAAUCCUUGUGCCUGUGGUUAUCGUCUAUUAUAUCUGCUGGUGCCCUUGUGUUUGUAACAUGAUAUACCAGGCUCUAACACAGCAGAGGGCGUCAGAGUGGUUGGAAUUCGUUGCCCUGUGGUUACCAUGUGGAAAUGGUUUCUUCAACUGCAUUGUGUACUUCUGGUUAAACCGAAGUUUCAGAAAAAAGUUCCAGGAAAUGGGGCAAAAUCUCUGCUUGUCUGAAUGGUUUGUUAUCCGAAACACUGCAAUUUCACAAGCUCCAAAUAGAAAGCUCAUCACGAAAGUUCGGAAACCGCAUGGUGAUGUGGCAGCAAGGCCUAGCAGCAUCUCCUCCAUGUGUAAUUUGGUAUCCUUCAGCAGUGAAACCACUUUGUCAAAUAUGUAGUCUAACAAGUAUGAAAAGAUGAAAUCAAAUUGUAAAAAGACUUGUACAGAUAUAAAAAUCUUUUGUGGCGGUUGAGCAGGAAGCUGUACGCUGGAAUGGGGAAGUCUUCCUUUUUGAUAUUGAUCUAACUGUUGCCAUUAAUGUAAUAGAAACUAGAAUUAAAAUAUGCAUAUUUGGUCUGGUGGGUUUGAUGUCUUACUCAGAUGCAGCUCAGUGAUAAAAUUCAUUAUAUAAGGUAACAGAACUGUUUCUCAAGCAUUUUGUUUUUGCUUUGAUAUUAUAAUUGGCUAACUUAAUACGUUCCUGUUUUACACCAUGUUAGAUCUGUGUAGCGCCAAAAAUCUGCUUGUCUUACUUUUUAAGAUUAGGUUGGUUCCUAGUUAAGGUGUGCUCUGAAAAUAAUAUAGAGCCUGUUGUAAUGGGGGAAAAGUCUCGGGUCAAUGAAAUUUGGCUGUUUAUGAAUAUUCAUGCAAAUAAUUGGUGAGUUUCUAGUUGAGACUAAAUUAGACCAAAUCAAAAUCACUUCUCUAUUUUCUUAUUUACCAUAGGUAUUAUGCUGUCAUGGCAAAAGAACCAGUGCAUGUCAGAAUUGUGCUCUACAGUAUGUAUAUCCAGUAUAAGGACAGAAACUCCUUGAGUUUUCACAAAGCUUACAGUUUGCAUUUUAAAGAAAAUUUGUGGAAUUCAUUUCCUCACCUCAUCCCCAAAGCAUUGGUUGAAAUUCAAAAAAAUUACAUAAUAAAAAUAGAUUUGUUUAUUAACUGUAAACCACUGGACCAUUUGCCAUGCUGUUUCUUCAAUUUAGUAUAUUUAACGUAGUUAGGUAGCUUUGGAUAGAACCACCUGAGGUGUUUCCUUGGGAAUGAUCAAUCAAGAAAAGCUCAAAGUAAACACUUAAGUACUUUGCAUUUGUUCAACUUCACAAUUUACAAGGCCUUGCAAUUUGCUUUUUUCCUGAUUUUAAAGGUUUAUCAGAAUUAAAAUUUCACCAUCUUUUACAUUUCUCCAUCAUUGGUGAACUGAAAUCCUUCUCUUGCUAUAAUACUGACACAGCUUUUUUUGGUGGUUCAGAAUAGCCUGUAUGAUAUAGCAUUAGUGAAUGGAUAACUCUCAAAUCAACACACAAUUUUAAUUCAAAUUGACAUUUCUAAUCAUUCCAAUAAUUGAUUUUCAUAGGUUGGUACUAAAUGAACAAGAAUGACAUUUGGAAGAAUUUUUAAUAGAAAAGUAACUUUUUAAAAUUUUUUAAUAGGUCUACAUACAGCCACUAAAAAGCUAACUUUGUUUUUUAAAAGUGAUAGUUAAAACUAAGUUGUUUUUCACAAUUACCCUUCUGACUGGGUCUUGCAUUGUUUGAGUGCCCAGCAUCAAAUUUAAAUCAUUAAACUCAAAUCAAUAAACUUGAGGUUGCCUUUUUGAAAAGAUUCCAGCAGUUUCCAAAUAAAGGAACCAAUUGCACAAGCUAAAAAUUGAGCUUUGAAAUCCUGUUUAAGGUGUUAUUUUGAUGUGUACAAAGAAGAAUUAUUGUUAACUAAAAGCUAGAAGUUACUGUUUAGUACAGAAGCAUCACUGUCUUGUGACUGGAAAAGCUUCAAAGAAAAGUUUAUUUCAAAUCUCUUGACAGAUGUCAUGGUUUUUAAAAAAAAAACUCAGGUAGUUAGGAAAAUUGUAGCACUUGUAAUGUGACCAUUUGUUGCUGUUCGCUUAGUCUUAUGCCAUAUUGAAUAGUUUUGUGUAUAACUGUCUUAGGUUGUUAAUAUGUAUAAAUAAUAGUUAAACACUUUUUCUUUGACUUGGAUGAUCUGAAAAGUUCUUAGUUUGUGAUAAUAAAACAGAAUUAAUUUAUCUGAAAAUAAAGCUAUGAUGCCUUGUGAAUAUCUUGUCAUUAAUCUUGCAUUUAACAAUUUAACAUAAAUUAUGGUCUUUCUCACUUGCAUUCAAAGGAAGAUAAUACAGCAAAUAUCCUCUGCAAUUACAAUUGCUUGGCAUUAAUCAACCUUUUGGUUAAUAUUGUUGUCUUAUGCAUUUGCAUAUCAAGUAAGAGAUCAUUGUAUUAAGUUACCAGUUAAUGGAGAAUGCACUUUUUUUUGACGAUUUCUAGUGAUGAAAAUGUAAGCUUGGUCUUUGGAGGAAAUGUUGGCUUUUUAAUCUAAAUUUGGUAAAAUUUUAAGUGCUGGAUCUUAGUUGAUGAAUUUCAAUAAGUUUGGUGACAAGUUCUUUCAAAAUCUGCAAUUUAAAUCCAAAGGGAUUCCGAUUAAUUUUUGUCAUUCAACCAUCUUUUUUAAAAAAAAGUUAGUUCAUACCCACUCAACUUCCAAACUAUAUACAAUUUGGAACAAUCCAGCAACACCUUGCACUUGAUGGAUUUUUUUAAUAAAAAGAUUAAUUUUACAGUAAGCAGAUUCAUAUAACGAAUACAACACAAACUCCUAAGCCAUUCAGCAAUAAAUCACUAUUUCAGGAAGUUUGUUUAUAUUGUUAAAAAGUAAAUUGUUUUGCAUUUAAAAAUAAAGCUUUAUUUUUUUAAAAACAUGUAAACUGAAUCCUAAACAUCCUGUAUAUAUGCAAGGUAGUUAAAGGAACAUUCAUCUCCCCUCAUUCCUCCACUUUUUUUAGUGCCUGUCUCUUCCAAUUAACACUCUCUUCAGCCACUAUCAAUCCCUUUCAAUUCAAUUCUCCAAAAAUUCCUUCUGUCUCCCUAUUUUGAAGUUGGUAUUGCAGCAGUUUUCUGACGGUACUUGAGUAGCCAUUCUGUGAGGGCAGAUUGUGUCAAACGCAAGGCUGGUAUUUUUAAGCAAUCUAUCUACAUUUGUAUGGCACAACUCUGCAUGAAAAGGGACUUGAACUUUGGACUUCUGGUUCAGAGGUAGGGACACAAUCACUGUGCUAUAACAGUCCAAGUGUCAAAUGUAUUGAUUUUAAGACUAAAUAUUCAUAAGCUGUCAGAGACCACUACAUAGAAUUAGAGAGGAAUCCCAGGGUUUGUUUCCUCACCAGUAGAGGUAACAGUGAGACUGAAGUUAGUUCAGCCUAAAGAUAAUAAGCUAGAUCUUUAAUCUUUUACGUACCAUAUGGGUCAAACCCACCUCAGGGCAAGUUCCAGUUCUAUGACUCCAUUUAAGAUCAAUGGAGAAAUUGUCUCCAGUGUGGAAUAUUUCCCCUACCUGAGGAUCCAGCUCUUCCCCCAAAGCUGACAGGGAUACAGAGACUCAAUACUGCAUCCAAUCCACAGGCCUCACCUUCAGAUGACUAAGGAUGAGCAUCUUUAUUGUGACAUCAAAACCAAUACAAGAUCUUUGUGUAUAAGGCGGUUGUCCUUCUGUCUUCCAUACGGCUCCAAAACAUAGCCACAAUCAACCUAAACCAACUCUACUGGGCUAGCCAUGGGUUUAGGAUCCUGUGUUCCAACUCUGAUAGCACAUCUUUGCUCAGCUCAAUGAAGGUGCUCAAACGAAAAGAGGACAAAGGAAUUGUUUCAAAGGCUUCCCUCAAGAAAUGCAGCACAGAUGUCACUGCAUAGGAGACCCUCACUUAAAAGGAACUGACUUGGAGGAAUCUCCUGUUCAAAGGGAAACAUUUCUUUGAGAACACUUGGUGGCAAGAGGAAGUAAUGAAUAGGACCCUGAAAAAGGAAUCCCAGUGAAACCAGGGCAAAAGGACCAAUUACAUCCUCCUGGAAACACCUAAAUAUGUGGUCAGAUGUGGCUCUAGGCUGAUCAGCCACACAAGGACCCACAGAACCUGUGACCAGUAGCAUGGAGUUUGCAAGGUAAAUAAUCAUACUUACAAAAAGUCAUAUAGCACGGGAACAGACUCCUUGGUCCAACCAGUCCGUGCCAAACAUAAUUCCAAACUAAACAAGUCCCAACUGCCUGCUCCUGGCUCAUAUCCCUUCAAACGUUUCCUAUUCAUAUACUUAUCCAAGAUUUGUCAUGCUUGUCAGAAUGAUUGUUGAUGAGCACUUGAUGUGUUUACCUAUUAAAUGACCCGUGAACUCCAAUAUCUGCCAAAGUCACUCAAUGGCAACAAUUAGAAUGAAUAGAAGUGUUAAUUAGUACUUGAUAUAGUAAAAACAUAUGUAAAAGAAAACUAAGCUGGAUAGCUACUUAAAUUCACUUGACUACAGUAAUUUAGGCCUCAGUUUGCCCUUGAAUUAGGGCUCACUAAGAUGUUGCUGAUUUGCACUAUCCUGUAGUUUGCCAGUGGUGGUAUUUUUAGAGGAGUGUAGUCAUUUUUAUACUGAUUAAACAUUACUUUACAUUGAAGCAUAAUGUACUUUUAACUCAAUGACACAAAGGUUCCUUAACUAUUGAUUUUUGAUUAUUUCUCAUUAACAUAUAAGAGAAAAUCAAAUUGAAUUAAAGCACCUUAAUCUAUAUG